AUGGAAAAGCGUGAGCGGUUGUUGGAGGAGUACAAGGGCCUGCAGGCCAACCUGGAAGAGGCCCUCGAGCUGAAGCACAGCAACCAGGCUGACGAGGAGGUAGACGCGUUGAUUGAGGAGAUCAAGGACGAGCUACGCGCCGUCGUUGUCUCUCUCAACGCCACGGAGAACAUUGAGGUUACGCCGGGACUAACAAAGAAGAGCGGAGCAGGUUCCGAACCUGUCCCCUGCUACUUGGAGGCUGCGCCGUACGAGGUGCAUUUUGACGAGGUGGCGUGGUAUAGCUGCGUCGUCACGGCCGUCGUGCCGCCCGCGACACCGCUGGACCGCAUUCGCUACAAGGCGUGGAUUUUAGGCUACAACGUUGAGGAAGAGGUAUGUAGUGAGCAACUGCGACCAUGGCAGCCCCAGACCGCUGAGGGAGAGGGCGCUCUCCGCUCUGGCGUGGUGUGUCACGCGAUUGAUCCCGAGUCGGGGAAGUUCUCUUUGGCAAAGGUGGAGCGACUCACUCUUGACAACACCGUCAUUGUGGCAUUUGAGAACGCUGUCGACGACGGUGAGGCGGCCGCCACGGGAAUUGCUACUGCCACCGUCAACAAGGAGGUGCCGCUAUCUCAUGUGCGUGUUGGACGCUUCUACCAGGAGCUUCGCAAGCGGCCAGUGUUGACGCCGGAGGAGCGGGCCAAGCGGCGGGCGGGGAACUUGGAACGGAAGCGGCUGCGGAUGCAGAAGAAGCGCCAGUUGGAGGCCGAUGUGGCGGCACAGAACGCGAAUGAUUGGCAAAGGCUUGUGGAUGACAUGGGAAUAGGGGGUGGCCCACGAAAGCGGAAACGCUGA
Messenger RNA from Trypanosoma conorhini, 837 nucleotides. RefSeq lists its product as uncharacterized. The transcript has a single exon. The coding region runs from base 1 to 837 and encodes 278 amino acids. The record is from RefSeq and is a predicted model, not a curated record. NCBI's taxonomy places the organism in Eukaryota, Euglenozoa, Kinetoplastea, Trypanosomatida, Trypanosomatidae.